CUUUUCACCACUUUCUCUUUCUCACUCCAACCCAAUUUUAGUUUCAUCAAGCACACUUCAAUUUCUUGUAUUUUAACUUCUGGGCCUUUAUAAAGCCUUCACUUUUGGAAAAAAUAAAUAUCUUUUUUUUUUUGGAGUAAUAAUAGCACUUUUGUAGUUUGGUUCAUAAUAAGAGCACUUGAAUAUUUUUUUUUAAUACAAUGAUUCUGGCACAUAAUGCAUGCACUCCGUUGAAAUGUCACCUAACUCUUGAUAAAAAUUAUAUUGUAGACAAAAGUUUUUAUUUUUGGAUUUUUCAGAUUUUUGACAGGUAUAGUCUUGGUACCUAGCACAUUGUCCAAAAUAUUUGGAUUUUUUUUUUAAUAUUUCAUAGUGAAGCUUUUAUAUUUUCAGUUUCACUUUUCUUUAAUAGUAAGGAAUUAAGAAUGGGAGGGGCUUCACUGCCUCCUGGUUUUCGUUUUCACCCAACUGAUGAAGAAUUGAUAGGAUAUUACCUUAAAAGAAAAGUUGAAGGACUUGAAAUUGAACUUGAAGUUAUUCCUGUCAUUGAUUUCUACAAAUUUGAUCCUUGGGAGUUACCUGAGAAAUCUUUCUUACCAAAAAGAGAUAUGGAAUGGUUUUUCUUCUGUCCACGGGAUCGAAAGUACCCAAAUGGAUCAAGGACAAAUAGAGCCACCAAAGCUGGCUACUGGAAAGCCACAGGAAAAGACAGGAAGGUUGUGUGUGAGUCUAGUCCAUUCAUUUCCAUUGAGACCGUGACAGGUUACCGCAAGACCCUGGUGUUCUACUGUGGAAGGGCGCCUUUAGGCGAUCGAACCAACUGGGUCAUGCAUGAAUAUCGCCUCUGCGACGAUCCUAGCCAAGGCUCAGAGGGUGCUUAUGCUUUGUGCCGAGUUAUUAAAAAGAAUGAGAAAUCCAAUGAUUCCCAAGGGCAAGGAAGAAAGAAGGCUAAAGCUAAUGAUGGGAGCAAUUCCAUUUCCACCAAUGGGAAUGAGGUUUCUUCUCAAGCAAGUCAACUGUGCAGUGGGAGUGAGAGUCUUUAUUCAAGUCCUAUUGAUUUCUCAGGCAAUGUGCCUCUUAUGGCUGGAUUUGAGCAAGCUUCCUCUGAUACCAAUCCUUCAAGCUUCUGGCUCUCCCCUGACAUGAUUCUUGAUUCUUCAAAGCAGGACUACUCUCAAGUGCAAGUGCAAGAUGUUGUUGGAUCUUUUCCACAACAACAUGACUUAUUGAGUGCAAUGACACCAUGGCAAUCAUUUGAAAAUACUGAAAUUUCACCUAGCUCAUCCUACUCAAAUUUUAAUGCAGAAAUUGAAUUUUCUGACGCUCUUAGUCGAAUCGGCUGCAUAUCACCUUACUCAGGACAAGGAAGCUUCAUGGACUUGCCUUAUGAAUGCUAUGAUCAAAUUCAUUCAUUUGGGGACCCAAAGAAAUUCUAAAAUGAAAAGGAACAAGAUUAACAUUCUCCUUUCUUUUCUUGGAAUACAAGUUACAAGGUGUUUAGGUUGGGUUCAAGCUCCAAAUUGCAGUCAAACAAGAGGGCAUGGAAGUUUAGGAGAGCUUAGUGGUAUAUGGUUGCAUGUAGGAAGACUACAUAUUAUAGUUUGUGAUGUGAGGUAUUAUUAGGUUUUUAUAUUUGGUCUAACUGAUCCUCACAAAAUCAGUUCGUAAGGUGAGGAGUGUCUUUCUUUAUAAACUCUUUUCAAACUUUAUAUUAAUUCAAUGUGGGGUUCGGGGUUCUCCCAACAUGAGAGACCAGAAGAAGAAGGGAUCUGAAGACAACGCCUUUUAAUGUUUGUCUUUGAGGGACACAUAAUGAUUAAUGAGUACAAUCCCUUCAUAUGCACCAGACAGAAACCAUUCUCUUUUUGAACUGUUUUAGACUUGGGUAUUGUAUAAUUUAUUCUGUUGUGUAGGUUUCUCAGGUGAAAUCACUUUUAUAGAUUUCAUCUGAAUUUGGUUUACAUUAGUCAUUGUAUGUGGAUUCAUAUAAAAGAGCUUAUAUAAUGAACGAAGACUUAUUAUA
Cicer arietinum (chickpea) is the source of this 2023-nucleotide messenger RNA. It is a transcript of the gene NAC62, whose product is annotated as NAC domain-containing protein. The record is from RefSeq and is a predicted model, not a curated record. Gene Ontology annotation, biological process: regulation of DNA-templated transcription. Gene Ontology annotation, molecular function: DNA binding. NCBI's taxonomy places the organism in Eukaryota, Viridiplantae, Streptophyta, Magnoliopsida, Fabales, Fabaceae.